Scedosporium apiospermum is the source of this 1533-nucleotide messenger RNA. RefSeq lists its product as uncharacterized. The coding region runs from base 1 to 1533 and encodes 510 amino acids. Gene Ontology annotation, biological process: transmembrane transport. Gene Ontology annotation, molecular function: transmembrane transporter activity. Gene Ontology annotation, cellular component: membrane. The transcript is spliced from 6 exons. The record is from RefSeq and is a predicted model, not a curated record. Lineage: Eukaryota; Fungi; Ascomycota; Sordariomycetes; Microascales; Microascaceae.
AUGGCUGCCAUAAACACAGACGAGAAGAAGGAGGCUGUCUCCAAGGUCCCAUCAGCACCAUCAGUCGAGGCUCAGAAGUUUGACAACCGCCAAGCAGACCAGGCUGCUCUCUAUCUCAACAGCACUGAGCACUAUGGGCCUCUCACUGAUGCUGAACACAAGAGGGUAAUGAGGAAGACUGACUGGAUCCUCCUGCCAAUGCUCUUCCUUGUGGCUACCCUUGGAGCCAUCGAUAAAGUAGCGCUUGGCACGGCAGCUCUCUAUGGACUGCGGGAGGAUAACGACCUCGUGGGCCAACAGUACAGCUGGCUGGGUUCUAUCCUCUCCCUAGGUGCACUUGUUGGCAUGUUCCCAUCUUCCUGGCUUAUCCAUCGCUUUCCUAGUGCCAAGUAUCUCUGCAGUUGCUCUCUGGGCUGGUCCGCAUGUGCCCUGCUUAUGGUUGCCUGCAAGAACUUUGCUGGACUAGCAGCCCUUCGAUUUCUUAUGGGCGCACUCGAGGCCAUCAUCGUGCCAGGUAUUUCCUUGAUGCUCGCUGGUUUCUACUUGAAAGAGGAACAGCCCCCGCGCAAUGCUCUGGUCUUUGCGGCUGCCAGUUCGGUUUUCAACGGUCUUCUGUCUUGGGCUGUUGGCCACAUUUCGGAUGACGCCCCGCUCGCCAUUUGGCAAUACCUCUUUCUCCUCGUCGGUUCCAUCUCCAUGUUAUGGUCCAUAAUCGCGUUGAUCUGGCUUCCUAGUACUCCCAUGGACGCCUUCUUCCUUACCGAACGAGAAAAGCACCACAUGGUCAACCGCUUGGCGGCCAACAAGACGGGAAUUGUCAACAACGUUUGGAAAUGGGCGCAGGUGUGGGAAGCUGUGAUGGACCCAAAGACGUGGCUACUUUUCUUCUUCAACAUCGCGCUCAACAUCCCGAACGGCGGCCUCAUCACCUUCGGCGGUUUGAUUAUCCAGGGCCUGGGCUACUCCGGUGUUGAAGCAUCCCUCCUCACCAUGCCCACAGGAGUCAUGUCUACCCUCUCAUCGUUCGUGUUCUCUCUCCUGUCCGCCAAGUGGAAAAACCGACGCUGUCUGGUCGUCAUCUUGGCCUGUCUCGUUCCUAUUGUCGGUACCGCCGUCGUCUUUGCCCUCCCGCGCAGCAACCUCGCCGGUCAGAUGGUGGGUCUUUAUCUCCUGUAUACUUACUUCGGCCCGUAUGUCGUCGGCAUCAGUCUCGCGCAAGCCAAUACGGCCGGCCACACGAAGAAGACCGUCGUGUUCGCCAUCUUGUACGUUGGGUAUGCCGUCGGCAACCUAAUCGGACCUCAGACCUUCCGGGCGAACCAAGCGCCUGAGUAUGUGGGCGGAACGAUUUCGAUGAUUGUUUGCUACUGCGUGGCCAUUGGUCUCAUCAGCGUGUACUGGGCUUUAGCAGCAUGGCAGAAUAGGAAGCGGACCGCUGGUAUGGAGUCCGGAAGCGAUCAGGAGGAGGACGUAACGGAGGCUUUCCUGGACCAGACUGAUUUUGAGCAGAAGAAGUUCUUCUAUACUACUUAA